Molecule: messenger RNA, 1722 nt
Organism: Fonsecaea nubica
Lineage: Eukaryota; Fungi; Ascomycota; Eurotiomycetes; Chaetothyriales; Herpotrichiellaceae
Exons: 15
Coding region: 1-1722 (573 amino acids)
Source: RefSeq, a predicted model, not a curated record
AUGUCCCAAACACAUGUCCCCCCAGACGAAGAGUGGCAGCUCCUGGACCAAUGGCACGGGAAAAAGUCAAAGCUACGAGUCGUCCACAUCGGAGCUGGUGUGGCAGGUAUCCUGAUGGCAUACAAGAUGAGGAAGAUGAUGACCGACUACGAGCUCGUUUGCUAUGACAAAAACCCCGAGAUUGGGGGAACCUGGUACGAGAACCGGUAUCCCGGCUGUGCCUGCGAUGUUCCGGCUCAUGGCUAUACGUACCCAUUCGAUGGUUACGCAGACUGGUCUAGUUUUUAUGCAUCAGGCCCGGAGAUUCUGCAAUACUUGAAACAAUUUGCCGCGAAGCACGAACUGGGUGACUUUUUCAAGCUCAACUCAAAGGUCAUCGAAGCAACAUGGGACGAUGAGCAGGGCAUUUACAAGGUGAAGAUUGAGCAAAAUGGAGGCAUCAUUGAGGAUUACUGUCACAUCCUCGUCAAUGGAGGUGGAUUUCUGAACAAUUGGAAAUGGCCCAACAUUGCCGGACUUUUUGAUUUCAAAGGCCAAUUGGUGCAUAGUGCUAGUUGGGAUCCAACGAUUGACUAUGCUGGUAAAAAGGUCGCAAUUUUGGGGACCGGCUCUUCUGCCAUUCAGAUUGUUCCGCAUGUCCAGAAGGCUGCCCAGCACCUUGUUGCGUUUAUGCGCUCCAAUACAUGGAUUUCGCCGCCAUUUGGAGCCACGGUUCUUGGACAACGGGAGAACGAUUCAAAUGCAGCCCCAGAAGAUUUUCCUGCCGGCCCGCAACACAAGUUUACUGCCGAAGAAAAGGAGCGGUUUCGCAAAGAUCCCGAGUAUCAUCUGAGGUAUCGACGGCUGCUUGAAUCGAGUUUCAACGCCGGUUUCGACAUGUUUCUUCCCGACACAGAAUAUGCCAAGGUUGUUAAAGAAAACAUGAAAGCCGAGAUGUUGCGACGGCUUGGGCCUGGCCAUGAGGAGUUGAAGGAAAAGCUGAUUCCAAGCUGGCCCCCCGGGUGCCGCCGGAUAACACCUGGAGAGGGCUAUCUCGAAGCGUUGGUUCAACCAAAUGUCGAAACCGUGCAUCAGGAAAUUGCGAAAGUGGUGCCCGAGGGUGUUCUAGGCGCAGAUGGGACACUGUAUCCGGUUGAUAUCAUUAUCUGCGCCACUGGAUUUAAUAUCGCCUUCAGCCCUUCGUUCCAGGUCAGAGGCGUCGGUGGUGUGGUCAUGGAAGAAGAAUUCACUCCGGAUCCCAAAGUGUACAUGGGAUUUACCGCGCCAAAAUUCCCAAACUUCUUCACCAUCAAUGGGCCAAGGGCUAACUGGGCCAACGGAUGUUACUUUCCCUCGGUCGAACUUCAGGUCGAAUACGUCAUUAAAUGUGCGAACAAGAUGCAAGAGGAAGGUAUCAAAGCAAUGGAGGUCAAGCCUGAAGUCAUCGACCAUCUUUAUCGUUAUCAUGAUGCGUGGCAUCGCAAAUCAACAUACUCAGCACCCUGCAAGAGCUGGUACAAGCGCGGUAACACCACAGGUACCGUCUGGGUCUGGGGCGGAUCGGGUCUUCAUUAUCUCAAGGCAAUCAAGGAGCCAAAGUUUGAACACUACAACUACACAUAUAAGAACAGCAACAUGUUUGCAUACUUUGGCAAUGGCCGGCUGGAACUUGAAUGGAAGGGUGAACAGGACAAGAUGGCUCCAUACAUCAGAAACGGAGACGUCCCAUGGGAUUUCGAAUGA